Messenger RNA from Cavia porcellus (domestic guinea pig), 2667 nucleotides. It is a transcript of the gene Ube2j2, whose product is annotated as ubiquitin conjugating enzyme E2 J2. NCBI's taxonomy places the organism in Eukaryota, Metazoa, Chordata, Mammalia, Rodentia, Caviidae. Bases 206 to 985 code for a protein of 259 amino acids. The record is from RefSeq and is a predicted model, not a curated record. The transcript is spliced from 7 exons.
AGCGGCCCAAGGGCCGCCUCUCGACGGCCAUCUUGGAAGUUGAGACCGUGGUGGGGGUGGCGGCGGCGGCGCUGCGGCGGGUGCGGUGGGCUGAUUCCCGGCGCGGUGUGGCUCUUUGACACGAGCCACUUUUCCGCACCCUGCUCCGGCCUCGACCGCGGCGAGCCUGAGCGCGGCGGCGGCCCACCGGCGGAGACAGGGAGAGAUGAGCAACAACAGCAACAAGAGAGCUCCGACAACAGCAACCCAGAGGCUGAAGCAGGACUACCUUCGGAUUAAGAAAGACCCAGUGCCUUACAUCUGUGCUGAACCCCUCCCUUCAAACAUCCUUGAAUGGCACUAUGUGGUCCGAGGCCCUGAGAUGACCCCUUAUGACGGUGGCUAUUACCAUGGAAAGCUGAUUUUUCCCAGAGAAUUUCCUUUUAAGCCUCCUAGUAUUUACAUGAUAACGCCCAAUGGAAGGUUUAAGUGCAACACGAGGCUGUGUCUCUCCAUCACGGACUUCCACCCUGACACGUGGAACCCAGCCUGGUCCGUCUCCACUAUCCUGACCGGAUUGCUGAGCUUCAUGGUGGAAAAGGGCCCCACCCUGGGCAGUAUAGAGACAUCGGACUUUACGAAAAGACAACUGGCAGCACAGAGUUUAGCAUUUAAUUUAAAAGAUAAAGUUUUUUGUGAAUUAUUUCCUGAAGUUGUGGAGGAAAUUAAACAAAAACAGAAAGCACAAGACGAACUUAGUAGCAGGCCGCAGAUUCUCCCCCUGCCAGACGUAGUUCCCGAUGGGGAAGCGCACCAUGGCCAGAACGGGAUCCAGCUUCUCAACGGGCACGCGCCUGGUGCCGGCCCGAACCUGGCUGGGCUUCAGCAGGCCAACCGGCACCAUGGACUCCUGGGUGGUGCCCUGGCGAACUUGUUUGUUAUAGUUGGGUUUGCAGCCUUUGCCUACACGGUCAAGUAUGUGCUGAGAAGCAUAGCACAAGAGUGAACCAUGGCCCAGUCACUAUUGGGACGAAGGUCCCAGAAUUUGACUUGGGCCAGCAGGAUACGCUGCCGAGCCGGGGCAGGCCCACCAGACUCCUGGGUUUCACUUUUUUAAAACCUUAAAAGGAAAGCAAAAACCAAAACGUGUGAUUCGGAGGAAAUUCAAGAUUCUCAGCUUCUUUUCUCACCCAGUGAAGUGUCUACCAGGGGCUGGCAUCGCCGAGGGUGGCUCAUGCUUUGAUUUUGUAGCUUAUCUCCUGUAUUGUCUUUUGAACCUGUUUAGUAAACCUGUUUUUCAUUUUAUUAGAUUUGGUCACUUAAAAAUACAAAAUUCAAUGCCUGUUUAGUACCCUGUGUGCAUUCUUAGUAGAGCUCUUGACUCCCUGCAGGCUGGAGCUGGGUGCUGGGAUGGGGCCAGCACUGUCCAGGUGGCAGGGGCCAUGUGACAGCCAUGGACAGCCAUGGGCAGGAGGUCCAGGAGAGAUGGUUUGGACUCAUCAUAAAAGUGUGCUUGUGGUCGUUUAGAGUGACACAGAUUCUUUCUAGAAGCUGCUCAUUUUUUUCUCUGGCACGAUGCUCCGAUUGCCAUUGCUCUGGCCACAAGGAGUCGUCCUUCACUUAGAGGCGCUGUGGCGUCUCCUAGGCAAGGUAGCCAUUAGGGCUGCCAUGAGUCCCUCAGUCUCUCUAGUCUGCUAUCUUCUGGCCCCUUGGGUGCUGUGGGGCUGCAGGUCCUGGGCCCUACAGAGCCUUUCCUCUGAAUUCUCAUGCCCAGCUAGCCCAAGCCUGUCCUCCUCUUGUACAGGUGGAGGCAGGUGGAGACCCGAGGCCCGUGGGCUGGUGCUGUGUACAUGGAGGCUUCCCUCCUGCUGAUCCCAGUUCUGUGGUGGCCCACACUGCCAGAUCCCAGAAGGGAACCUGCCCUGGAGGCACUCUGGGCUAGUGUCAGCCUGCCUGGUCUCAGCCAGGGGUCUGGGACUCCAUAUGUGCCAUGGCCCUCAUCUCCUUUUUCGGCCUUUGUGUUUAGUGACAGCCACCUGCAGUGCAUGUACAUAGGGAAGAUGCAUCACAGAAAACCCAGCAUUUGUGUGUCGCCAGAUGGGGGCGAUGCUGCUGCAUCCAAGGCUGGACACGGCCCAGGUCACCCCUGGUGCCCACCUCGUUCCAGCACCGAGCAGUGGAGCUGGAGCACAGCCUGUGUACUCAUCUCUGCUUUGUUUUCUGGUCACCAUGUUGUUUACCAUGUGUUAUGUGCUUGCCCCACUUGUGAAAAACCUUUCAUUGUCCCUUCGUUUCUUUGCCCCACGCUGCACUGUUAGUGCAGACUCAAGGCUUGGAGCCGAGCACCUGUGGCAAGGCCUCACCUCCCAGCAGGUCCUGGAUCCUGUGUCUGUGCUGCCUGCCUGGCCUGGGGCUGUGGGCCCCAAGUUGCCUGUGUGUGGCUGAGGCCCACACAGCCUCCUGAGCUGGGUACCAGUUGUUUGAGCGCACGUCUGUGGCCGGAGGUACUAGUUUCCUGAGCUCUUGGGACAGAGUGCUAGCAAACUUAGAGAGCACCUGACACAUUAUUCUCUAUGUGUGAACUCAGCUUUUAACAGCUCCUGGUCAGUGAUGAUGGACCCUGUGGUGGCCACGGUGUGUUGCUUGCACUGAUCCAAAUAAAAGGUGACCUUUGUCCUGUUGGACCAA